Messenger RNA from Cicer arietinum (chickpea), 1711 nucleotides. Its product is annotated as inorganic pyrophosphatase 2-like. NCBI's taxonomy places the organism in Eukaryota, Viridiplantae, Streptophyta, Magnoliopsida, Fabales, Fabaceae. The record is from RefSeq and is a predicted model, not a curated record. Gene Ontology annotation, molecular function: phosphatase activity.
AUCAAGAUGUUCAAGCCAUGCACCAAAGAAUUUAAAGUAUUUUCGAUAGAGAGGAAGUUGAACAUUACACAACUAAAGCCAAAAGUUAUUGUGAUCAGAAUAAUGAAGAUAAAUGAUCAGACAAGUCGAGAAUAAUUUAUGACACAAAGUAUUACAAAAAAACUCUGUCAAAUCACUCUUAAAGUUGGCCGCACAUCCGGAUGAAAGAAUGACUAAAGAAGUCAAGUUAUUUAAAUAUAAGCUUAAUUGCAGUUUUGGUCCACCUAUUUUAGCAGAAUCACGAAAGUGAUCCCCCUAUUUUGUUUUUCCCCAAUUUUGGUCUCCUAAACAGAAUUUUGGUAUGAUAUGAUUUAAAAAAAAUGACAUUUCAUCAAGUUUUUGACUAAAUUCUGUUUUAUUAACCAAAACUGGAGAAAUAAAAUAGGAGGAGACCAAAACUGCAACUUAGCCUUAAAUUGUAUUAUUUCUCCAAAAGCUUAUUUCAGAUCAAAUCAAAGAUUCCUUUUUUGCUUAACCCAUAAAAAACAAAUUUGUGCCCCAUUCUGGUUUUAUCGUUUCCUAUAUAAAUAGGUUCCUUCUGUGUUUCAAAUCCAAGUCAACAACCAUUUUUGAGAGCAUUGUUGUGAGACACCUAAGUAGAUACUAAUUCUUGUGAACCAUUUUAUUUUGUGUCACUGAAAUCUUUUUCAUUCCCUUUCUCACCUCUAAAAAAAAUGUCUAAUAUUGUAAUUGUUUUCGACUUUGACAAAACCAUCAUUGAUUGUGAUAGUGAUAAUUGGGUUAUUGAUGAAUUGGGUUUCACCGAUUUGUUCAAUCAGCUCCUUCCCACAAUGCCUUGGAACUCUCUCAUGGACAAGAUGAUGAUGGAACUUCAUUCAGAAGGUGUAACAAUUGGAGACAUUGAAAAAGUUCUUCAUAGGAUUCCAAUUCACAACAGAAUAAUACCAGCAAUUAAAUCAGCACAUGCUUUAGGCUGUGAUUUGAGGAUUGUUAGCGAUGCCAAUAUGUUUUUCAUUCAAACCAUUUUGAAGCAUUUGGAAAUAAGCGAUUAUUUCUCAGAGAUUAACACUAAUCCAGGUUAUGUUAAUCAAGAAGGAAGAUUAAGAAUUUUGCCUUAUCAUGACUUCAACAAGGCUCCACAUGGUUGCACUCUCUGCCCUCCAAAUAUGUGCAAGGGUUUAGUCAUUGAUAGAAUUCAUAAUUCAAUUUCAGAGGAUAAUAACAAGAGAUUUAUCUACCUUGGUGAUGGUGCUGGGGAUUAUUGUCCUAGCUUGAGACUUACAGAGAGAGACUUCAUGAUGCCAAGGAAGAACUUUCCGGUGUGGGACUUGAUGUGCAAAGACCCUUCACUUAUUAAGGCUGAAAUUCAUGCUUGGUGUGAUGGAAAAGAACUUGAACACACUUUAAUGAAGUUGAUCAAAAAAAUUAUCAUUGAAGAACAUGCUCAAUUCAUUUCAUCCGAGUGCAGACCACAAAAUCUAUCAAUCCCUAUGCUCGAAUCAUUGCCUAAAGUUCUUCCCAUUCGACCUUAAAAUCUUAGCUUACUAGUUACUAUCAUUAGAAAUGUAUAAUAAAGUAAUAGCUUUUUCUUUAGUCCUUUGAUUUGCUUUAAUCAAUUUAGUUAUAAUGCAAAAUGCUGGAAUUGGUCCAUCAUAGUGAUUUUGAAUGUCUACUGAAUACAAAUACCACUUUGCCCUUGGUUAUUGCUGAG